AUGGUAAAGUUGAUAUGCGCGAUCGUUGGCGUGAGCCAAACCGUUUUUUCGGUCCAAGUUCACAAGGAUGACUUGGUGGAUGACUUAAAGAAGGCGAUCAAGGUUGAGAGGAUGUACCAAUUUCCUGCUGAUGAAUUGCAGCUCUUUCCUGCCAAGAUGGAAAUCGGCAAGUGGCUACCCUCGAGUUUGGACGAUGUAAUAAAGCUAGAAGAGGGCAAGAUGACAUCUCGCGUUGUAGAUUUAACGAAAGAAGACCGAAAGCUGCGGGGGCAAGACUAUAUUGCCGAUUUCCUUGAAGGCAUGGAGGACCCAGUAGGGAGACAAAUUCACGUGUUGGUGGUGGUUCCUGAGGAAUUUACGGCACUCGGAAACGAGAGGAAGCGAAGAAAGGCGGAUGAAGAUGCUAAGGACGCUUGGAUGGAUGCAAUUAAGAAUGAGCAGGUUACAGUUUUACCAUUGACCUUAAUUUUUGCGCAUUACACGAUUGGAAGUUGUGCUCGCGCUUUCGACAAGCUAUUUGAGCCUGAGCCACGUACAGACGUUGGGGAUGACACUUCUGCGAUCGUGAGGAAUUUUGUAAAUCCCCCUAGCUGCUAUGAGUCCGAAACCGAACAAACAUACAUUUACCUGUGGGAUAGCCUCAUUGCGACACUGCUGCAGCGUGUGAUAAGAGGGAGCUAUCGUCGCAACACGAAUGCUUCUGCUGCUACUGGCCUCUAUCGACCAGAUUUGUGCUUUUACUAUGGCAGAAGCAAUGUGUGCGUAUUUCGUGGGAAAGAAAAAGCAAGUGGAGUGUUGGACGUGCCGAUUAAGGAAUUGCAUGAGAAACUGAUAUGGAGGUAUGACGAUGCGCCGUACAUUUUUGGCUACGCUGCUGUGGGACUACAAGUGUGCUUGGUAGCUAUUCGAAAAGACGAGAUGACGGAGCGCGGUGCAAAAGCGGAAAUUGUUGAAACAUACGAUUUGGGUGAUCUCAGUAGCCGGCUUUCGUUUUUUCUUGCAUUGCUCAACCUCUCGACUCUUUUCCGACCACUUGUAAAUCUUAUCCAGCCGAUGAACGUACGCGAGUACGGCACUAUCGAACAAGGCAAUGGUGUGCAGAUAUCGUUCGCAGAGGAUUGUGUGGUGAAGACGUAUCCGUCGGAUAUGCCAAGUGACACCAUAAUCCGAAACUUAAAGGAUCUUCAUCGUCGAAUGAAGGAACGUUCGGUCCCGAACGUUGUGCAGCUAAAAAGUGGAAACAUGAAGAAAAAACACGUAACGCUUUCUCCUGUUGGUCGACUAGCUGCACCUGAAAACGUCCACCAGCUCUUGACGGCUUUGCGCGACAUACUGAAGGCGCUAGUGGCACUGCACGCAAUCAAUAUAAUGCAUCGAGACUUGAGAUGGGAAAACGUGCUGAAGUACCAAGAUAAAGAUGACAAGUGGUUUCUGAUUGACUUCGACGACGGAGCGCUGUCACCGUCUGCAACAGUGAAACAUUUGAAGGCAGAAUCGCAUGCUCCUGAAAUACUGUCGUGUCCGUCCCAUACGGUUAAAGUCGACAUUUGGAGCGUCGGCUACCUUUUAGAGACGUCAAACAUUGAUCUUCCGGCCAAGCUGGAGACAAUCAAAGCAAAGUGUUUGCAGGAGAGUCCAGAGAAGAGACCCAAGGCAGUAUCACUCUUGAAGGCAAUUGAAGAGCUAUUAGGAGCUGCAUAA
This is a messenger RNA of Peronospora farinosa, 1701 nucleotides long. The record is from the annotation of a GenBank genome assembly. Lineage: Eukaryota; Oomycota; Peronosporomycetes; Peronosporales; Peronosporaceae.